GAGACCCGGCGCCAUUUGCCCCGGAAGUACUUUGGAGGUCUGCGACGCGGGUGUGCUGAACGGAGUGGCGGCGGCGGCGGCUGUUGUAGCUUCCUCUUGUGUGCUGACGCCCCGAGACCGCCACCAUGGACUUCCAGCACCGGCCCGGGGGCAAGACUGGGAGCGGGGGCGUGGCCUCCUCCUCAGAGAGCAACCGAGACCGGAGGGAGCGCCUGCGGCAGCUGGCCCUAGAGACCAUCGACAUCAAUAAGGACCCGUAUUUCAUGAAGAACCACCUGGGCUCCUACGAGUGUAAGCUCUGCCUGACACUGCACAACAACGAGGGCAGCUACCUGGCACAUACGCAGGGGAAGAAGCAUCAGACCAACCUGGCUCGACGGGCCGCCAAGGAGGCUAAAGAGGCCCCAGCCCAGCCCGCCCCAGAGAAGGUCAAGGUUGAGGUGAAGAAGUUUGUGAAGAUCGGCCGCCCUGGCUACAAAGUGACCAAGCAGAGGGACACAGAGAUGGGCCAGCAAAGCCUGCUCUUCCAGAUUGACUACCCAGAGAUUGCAGAGGGCAUCAUGCCACGGCACCGCUUCAUGUCCGCCUACGAGCAGCGGAUUGAGCCCCCCGACCGGCGCUGGCAGUACCUGCUGAUGGCCGCCGAGCCCUACGAGACCAUUGCCUUUAAGGUGCCCAGCAGAGAGAUUGACAAAGCCGAGGGCAAGUUCUGGACCCACUGGAACCGGGAGACCAAGCAGUUCUUUCUGCAGUUCCAUUUCAAGAUGGAAAAGCCCCCUGCACCGCCCAGCCUCCCCGCCGGCCCUCCCGGGGUGAAGCGACCCCCACCCCCCCUGAUGAACGGAAUGCCCCCACGGCCACCGCUACCAGAGACGCUGCCGCCACCCCCACCAGGAGGUCUGCCUCUGCCACCCAUGCCUCCCACGGGGCCUGCACCCUCCGGGCCUCCUCAGAUGCCUCCACCAGCCCCUGGAGUCCAUCCCCCAGCCCCAGUAGUUCACCCACCAACUUCAGGGGUUCACCCCCCAGCACCAGGGGUACACCCCCCAGCACCCGGAGUACACCCACCAACUGCUGGAGUCCACCCUCAGCCUCCAGGGGUACAUCCACCUGCCCCUGCUGUUCACCCUCAGGCCCCUGGGGUACACCCACCUGCUCCUGGUGUCCACCCAGCAGCCCCAGGAGUUCACCCCCAGGCACCAGGAGUGCACCCCCAGGCACCAGGGGUGCACCCUCAGGCUCCAGGGGUUCACCCACAGCCUCCUGGGGUUCACCCACAGCCUCCUGGAGUGCACCCCUCAAACCCUGGGGUGCAUCCCCCGACUCCCAUGCCCCCGAUGCUGAGGCCCCCACUCCCCUCCGAUGGCCCUGGGAGCCUCCCACCCCCUCCCCCAGGCAACUGAAGGGCUUCCCCAACCCCUGUAUGUUUGUGCAGAAAGCAGUGGUUGGUUUUGUAGAGCUGUGUGCAACCUUGGUGUGUUCAAUAAAGUCUCCUGUGGCCUUGUGCAA
Messenger RNA from Echinops telfairi (small Madagascar hedgehog), 1509 nucleotides. RefSeq names its product splicing factor 3a subunit 2 (gene SF3A2). The record is from RefSeq and is a predicted model, not a curated record. Bases 126 to 1403 code for a protein of 425 amino acids. NCBI's taxonomy places the organism in Eukaryota, Metazoa, Chordata, Mammalia, Afrosoricida, Tenrecidae. The transcript has 9 exons. Gene Ontology annotation, cellular component: catalytic step 2 spliceosome; nucleus; U2 snRNP. Gene Ontology annotation, molecular function: nucleic acid binding; zinc ion binding. Gene Ontology annotation, biological process: spliceosomal complex assembly.